AUGCGCACGGAAGCGGACGCGUCGGCUGCGCGUAUCAAGAAGAAGAAGCGCUCGUCCGAGCGGUCGAAGCGCCACGACAGGCCCGCGGAGAAGGACGCAACAGCAGGAGGAGAAUGGAAGCAGUUCACGUCGCCCGACGGCCACCCGUACUACUACAACGCCGUGACCAAGGAGAGCAGGUGGGAGCUCCCCACGGAGACGGAGGAGCAGCCCCCCGCUCACUCCAAGCACCGACGCUCCAAAGGGAGCAACAAGCAGAUCGUCCUGGAGCAAGAGGCGCCUCAUACCGAAGCUCCUGCUGAUAAUAAACCCAAGAAGGAGAAGAAGAAGCGGCCGGAGAGUCGAAGAAGUGCCACGGACGAGGUCCCAGCUGUCCGCAAGUCCAAGAACGCCAUGUUCCAGAAGCUACAAGCCUCGCUGGAGGGCCGACUCAAUGUACCCAUGAUGGGGCGACCCCCACCGAUGCUGAACAUCCGACAGGAGGGCGAGGGGGAGUAUGCAGGAGGAGCUGCAGAGGAGAAUAAGACACCCUCGCUGGAGGAGCAGUACGAGGCGGAGACUGCGGGCAUGAGUGCAGCUGAAAGGCUCCGCUUUUUGAGGAAAAAGCGACAGGAGAACAUGAUGGCCAAGAGGGAGAGUAUCACUGGGGACGACUUUAUGGCCGAGGUGGCCAACAAUAUGAAGAAGAAGGGAGCUACGUUAAAUUCCAAGAAGAAGGAGAAAGACAGCGGUGACAAGGUGAUGAGUUGGAAGGAGCAGGAGCUGGCGGAGGAGGAGCGCAAGAGACAGCAGAUGCAGGCGGAGAUGGAGGCGAAGGAGCAGGAGGCGGCGAGAAAAGAACGCGAAGAACAGGCUGCGAAAGAGCGAGAGCUACGAAGGGAGCAGGAGCGUGCUGAGCAAGCUGCACUUGAAGAGCGGCGAGAGCAAGAACGAAGACAGCGUCAGGAAGAUGAGAACCGUCAACGACUGGAGAAAGACGAGAAAAAGAAAAAGAAGAAGGAGGAGAAGAAGAAGGCUUUGGAUGGGAUGGACAAACAGGGCUCUGAGCAUGAUACGGGCGCUGCUAGUGAAAAGGGUGCUACUGAGCAAGAUACAGUGGCAACCACUGGUAAUGGAAGCACUGGGGCUCAAGAUGAGGAGGUUUCAGAGGCAUCAUCACCAGAACGGGUGAAGCAUAGGAGCCGCAGUCGAAGUUGGGGAAGCAAGUAUGGAAGCUCAAUUCGUUCAUUGCAGUACGAGAACGCGAAGGCAGAGGACAGUGCUAAGGACGAGCUUUCGCUGAUAGAAGGUGAAGUAACAUCAGACCCUUCGCAGGAUGAAAACCAACGGGCACGCGAAGAGCGACGCGUCCGGAAACAACGAGAGAAGGAGUUGGCGGCAUUGAAACGGACCGAGCCCGCGACAUCGGAAUCGCAACGACGUAAAUCGGUAUCCAGUGCUGGUGAUCUAACAGAGGACUCCAGCAUCCGCACAUCCAGCAGCGCCGAAGCUGAAGAGGAAGCCAGGCAAAUUGAGAAGCAGUUGAGGCGUGAAAGGAGACGAGUCGCCAAGUUGGAAGCGGCGCUCGCUGCCCACUUGGGUGGUGAUCAUCACGAACGGUCUCAAGAUGGGCAUUCAGAGCAGCACGCAACGAACAACAAUGGCUCGGUUUCGGGGUCAGCUCCUGCCGGAGCCUACCCUCAGAAUCCACCGCUGAGCGGUGGAAUGUAUCCCCCGUAUCCGUACAUGAUGAUGCCACCGCCACCACCGCCGCCAUCAACGCCGUAUGGAUAUUACUAUCCGUAUAUGCAGCCCCCACCCAUGAUGCCCGCUCCGAUGUAUCCCCCCAGCAUGGUAGGCGUGCCCCCAGGGUACCAGUUGGUGCCUCAGACACCACUGCCUUCGUCCGACGGCAUGGCAAUGCCGUCUGCAAUGGUGCCGUACAGCGCGGAAUCAACAAUGGAGGGCGCCUAUGGAAUGCCUUUCGGAUCCAUGUAUGGGCAGCAGUCUGCGCCGGAGCUGAGCAAAUGCGAUUGUUGCCAGGGAAUUGGCGUCGGGCUGGUUGAAAAGAACGGCGUCUGUGCUCACUGCAACCGCCUCCGCCUAGCCUUCAUUGUGGAUUCCGCCCAAAUGCGCCAGAGGUGCUCCGUUUGUGGCGGGUGGGGGUUCCAGUUGCUUCAAGCGAAUGGUAUGUGCGAGCAUUGCACUCGGCAGACUGCCCAGAAGUCGACGGAGAAGCUCAUGGCUGAAACCCGGCGCCGCAGCAGUGUUUCCGCCCCUCGUGCACCCUUACCUGUAUCCCAGAAUUCGACAGGAAACCCGCCAAAGAACAAUGGCAUUGAUGAUGUCGACUGGGACAAAUCCUCAUCCGACGACUCAGACUGGGAUGACUGA
Messenger RNA from Phytophthora sojae, 2373 nucleotides. RefSeq lists its product as hypothetical. NCBI's taxonomy places the organism in Eukaryota, Oomycota, Peronosporomycetes, Peronosporales, Peronosporaceae. Gene Ontology annotation, molecular function: protein binding. The transcript has a single exon. The record is from RefSeq and is a predicted model, not a curated record. The coding region runs from base 1 to 2373 and encodes 790 amino acids.